Messenger RNA from Periophthalmus magnuspinnatus, 4671 nucleotides. RefSeq names its product MAP/microtubule affinity-regulating kinase 2b (gene mark2b). Gene Ontology annotation, biological process: protein phosphorylation; intracellular signal transduction; microtubule cytoskeleton organization. Gene Ontology annotation, molecular function: ATP binding; protein serine/threonine kinase activity; tau-protein kinase activity. NCBI's taxonomy places the organism in Eukaryota, Metazoa, Chordata, Actinopteri, Gobiiformes, Gobiidae. The transcript has 21 exons. The record is from RefSeq and is a predicted model, not a curated record. Gene Ontology annotation, cellular component: cytoplasm. Bases 1164 to 3521 code for a protein of 785 amino acids.
UGCCGUGAGCCUGUUCCGGUAUCAGGCAGGAUCUUGCGCAUAGUCUGUAAUCGGGCGCAGCUCUCCGCGACAGGCACCGUCACCAGCAAACGCACUUCGCGAUAAUGGAGUUUACGAUCCCCUGAAUGUCCCUUCGGUCGUCGAGUCACGGACAUAACGGCGCUCGGUGUACCGAGAGGACGGACUGGUACGCCGCCACACUGCAGUGCAGCACUGGUGAACGACCUUAUUCCAAGCACGCCACACAGGCACGCCAGAGGAAGAGCCGGUGCUUUCCGUGGAUCCAGUUGGAGGUUGGCUGUGGCAGUUCCUGCUGUGGCCGCCACACAUAUACACACACAGACUCUACCGAAGCUCGGAGCAACACCGUGCGUUAGCCACACGGGCUAAUUACUACCGGGACACAACUUCCAACUAAAGUCCGAUCUGGGCUCUAUUGUGAGAUCCGUGGGCUCCACGGGACACAUUUUGGAUACACGCUCCGGGUUUGUUGUAUGUGGAUUGCUCUGUUGGAUUAGGAAGGUCGAGGGCUGACCGGGAACAACUUUGGCCUGAAAAGUUUGGAUCAAAGCUGGUUUUACGACCAAAAUGCGAUUUCUGCGCCUUUUCAGAAAAACUUCCAUGUAAAGACAGUUUGUGGAGGCACCCGUGUGUCGGUUUGUGAGAUUUGAUCGUGUCCGUUGUUUUGGGACGGGGUUUAGCUUCCUCACUUGGUUAGCAUACUAGCCUAAUUGAACCGUGUCUUGUUGAAAAGAACCAUUAACACUGCCCAACUUUUCCUGAAGCUAGCCGCAGCGGCUAAGGCCGAGUGUUGCCUCCCCGUGCUCAGAGCUCCACUUUGACCAUAAUACAUGCCCAGCGAAGCUCGGCUUCUCCCACACGGGAACUCAGAGUAGCCGACGUAUAUUUAGUCUUCUCCUGCCUCUGACAAACAUGGGACGUGGACUCGCUGCUAGCUAGUGUCGCUAGCUGGCCACAGGCUAGCCGCUGAUGCGGGCUCUGCCGUAGAUCACAGUCUACUUGUUGAUUCUGCUAGCGGGCUAGCACGAAACAUCCGCUGGAGGAUUCAACCGCCACAGAGAAGGUUUUAAAUGUGCUCCAGAGACUGAGGAGUGUGUGUUUCACUGUUCAUUUCUCUCUUUGGAAUUCCAAAGUCAUUCAAUAUGUCAACAAGGCCUCCAUUGGUGCAAGUCAUUGAAAACUCUGCUGGACAGGAGUCCAAGUCUUCGUCCAGCCGGUCCAGCAUGGCCCGCUGUAGGAACUCUGUGGCCACAGAGGGAGACCAGCCGCACAUCGGCAACUACCGCUUGCUCAAGACCAUUGGUAAAGGCAACUUCGCCAAGGUCAAGCUGGCCCGCCAUGUGCUCACCGGCAAAGAGGUGGCUGUAAAGAUUAUAGAUAAGACGCAGCUCAACUCCUCCAGUCUGCAAAAGCUCUUCCGGGAAGUGAGGAUCAUGAAAAUGUUGAACCACCCCAACAUUGUCAAGCUCUUUGAGGUAAUCGAGACAGAGAAGACGCUGUACCUGGUCAUGGAGUAUGCCAGUGGAGGAGAGGUGUUCGAUUACCUGGUGGCCCACGGCCGCAUGAAGGAGAAGGAGGCCCGUGCUAAGUUCAGACAGAUUGUGUCAGCAGUGCAGUAUUGCCAUCAAAAGUGUAUAGUGCACAGAGACCUGAAGGCGGAGAACCUGCUGUUGGACGCAGACAUGAACAUAAAGAUUGCAGACUUUGGCUUCAGUAAUGAGUUCACUCUGGGGAACAAGCUGGAUACGUUCUGCGGCUCUCCUCCAUAUGCUGCUCCGGAACUGUUUCAGGGGAAGAAGUACGAUGGGCCCGAGGUGGACGUGUGGAGCCUGGGGGUCAUCCUUUACACUCUGGUCAGCGGGUCACUGCCCUUCGAUGGACAGAACCUCAAGGAGCUGAGAGAGCGUGUGCUGCGUGGGAAGUACCGCAUCCCCUUCUACAUGUCCACUGACUGUGAAAACCUCCUCAAGAAGUUCCUCAUUCUCAACCCGUCCAAGAGAGGAAGCCUGGAGCAGCAGAUCAUGAGAGACCGAUGGAUGAACGUGGGCUACGAGGAGGAAGAGCUCAAGCCUUACAUAGAACCGCAGCCAGACUACAAGGACCCACGCCGGACAGACGUCAUGCUGCAGAUGGGCUUCUCUCAAGAGGAGAUCCAGGACUCACUGGUCAAUCAGAAGUACAACGAUGUGAUGGCUACCUACCUACUACUGGACUACAAAAACUCAGAGCUGGAGGAAGGCUUUAUCAAGCCACGCCCAGGAAGUGAUGUACAGCGCAGUGUCUCGUCCAACCAAAAGCCUCCAAACCGCAGAGCCACUGACCAGGGCUCAUCCUACUCCAAGAGGGGAGGACAGGGGGAGAAAGGCAGCAGCACCACCGAGGACUCAAGCAGGAAAGGCUCGUCCAGCAGCUCCACCACCAAGGUCCCAGCCAGCCCCCUGCCCCCGGACCGCAAGAAGAGCGCCACCCCCUCCACCAACAGCAUCCUGUCCACCGGUAGCCGCAGCAGAACCUCCCCCCAGACCGAGAGGGCUACCCUAGGGCCUGGCAUCCACAACGGCAAGGACAGCCUGAACACCCCGGGGUCCCGUGCAUCCACUGCCUCUGCCACAGCCGUGCUCUCCUCAUCGUCCUCACGCCCCCGACAUCACAAGUCCCACUCGUCCUCCAACCACCCCUGCCCCUCCGAACUGCACGUACCUCGCUCCAGUGCCCCAACCCAACGCGCUCCUGGAGCGUCCCCUUCAGCCCAUAACAUCAGCAGUGCAGCCGUGUCUGACCGCAACAACUUCUCCCGAGGCGUGGGCAUCCGCAGCACCUUCCAUGCAGGACAGCAGCGAGGGGCUCGAGACCAGCAGGGCUCCGCCUAUCCGGGGGGCCCCGCCUCCCCCUCUCUUUCUCACGGCAACAGCCAGGCUCGCCGCACGCAUGGAGCCACGGGCAUCUUCAGCAAGUUCACUUCCAAGUUUGUGCGCAGAAAUUUGUCGUUCAGGUUUCCACGAAGGAGUCCGUAUGAGGGAGAGGGUCGGGAUGAGGGCAGCAGGUCCAUGCUGAGCAGCACUGUGGAUAAAAGUGAGAAGACCUCCGGCGGAGUGCUGUCUUCCAACAAUGAUGAGAACAACUCCUCUCCUGGCUCGGGGAACACAGCAGGUGGGACAGGCACCCCUCCCGCCAUUGGGGGGCAGAAGGACUCGGCCAAACCCCGCUCCCUGCGCUUCACCUGGUCCAUGAAGACCACCUCGUCCAUGGAGCCCUCGGAGAUGAUGCGUGAGAUUCGCAAAGUACUGGACUCCAACAGCUGCGAGUACGAGCUGCGUGAGCGCUACAUGCUGCUGUGUGUUUCGGGAAACCCAGCACGUGACGACUUUGUGCAGUGGGAGAUGGAGGUGUGUAAACUGCCACGCCUCUCGCUCAACGGAGUCCGCUUCAAACGCAUCUCCGGAACCUCCAUCGCCUUCAAGAACAUUGCCUCAAAGAUUGCCAACGAGCUCAAACUGUGAGUGCGCCGGUCCAAGCAGGAGGGGGGAGCGUUUAGGGCACUGAGAUGGAGACCUAAGCUAACGUUAAUGCUAAAGCUAACGCUGAAGCUGGGCCCACGUGGGGAUUGUUGUGGACACUGUAGGGUUCUUCCUGCUGUUCUCUGCAUGUCUGCCCUCUGCCCAUGACCACUCCCAUCCUCCUGUAUUUAUUUUAUUUUGUUGUUCAUGGUUCUGCUUUGGGCUGGGUUCUACAGAGGACUCAAGCCCAGGACUCUCCACAUGACCAUUGAGAGUCUGGACUGAACCUAGCCCUUCAACAGCACAAGCACAUCUCCAUCACUCCUCCCACAGUGCCCCCAGAGGCCCUUUUGUUACUUCAACAUGAUUUUAGUUUUUCUUGCUUGUUUAAAAGUUGUGCACUGGAAAAGAUGGGCAUAUCACACGUAAAGAGGAGAGUUGUAGAUUCAUUGUUGCCUUUUCUUUGAAGACUUUUUUUUCAUCCACAAAGUCGGCACAUAACCAUGUGUCACUUGGCAUGAUGCCUUCGCAUUGAGCUACUUGCUUUGUGCCCUCAUGAGUUCCACACAGACUGGACAGUUCAUGUGUGACUAUAUCCUAUAAUGAUCACUGGACUAACCAAAUCUACACGAGUGGUGACAUGUUCGGCUUCUUUGAUUUGAACCUAUAUUUUCGUGCUUUGUACAGACUGAUGUUGGAGGCUGGUGUGGUCAUUGCUGCCUUGUGUUUCACCUUUCACAUGUGGAGGUGGAGCAGGUGGAGAGCCUGACACUCAUGAAGGGGUCACAGAACCUAACACUUCGUUUCUCACAAUGACACUGUCCUUUUCGACUUGUUUGAGUUUAGACCCAUGGAGAUUUGUUCUUUUAAACGCUGAUCUUUGUAUAAGGUGCUGGGGAUCGGAUUCUAAUGAUAUUUCCGGCUUUUGCUGUUAUAUUCUCUUUCAGGGUUGAUUUCUUUUACAUUUCUGUUUUACAUUGCUGUAAUUGACAUGAUUUUAACUGUGUUUUGAGCAAACUGUAUCUGUAGUGGUGGGGAUUGGGUUGGGAGUGAUCAACUCCUGAAAAAUGUAUUUGUUUUGUUUUCUUUUUGUGCAAAGCAAAGACAAAAUGAUGAAAAAUAACGAUGAUAGUAAUAAAAACAAUGAUAUAAU